GAAUGACAUUCCGAGGAUAUGUCGUAUAAGCGGGAGGCGGCGACUCACCUGGGGACUUACAGAAACAACUCGCCGUGCUUUCGCGUGCUGUUAGUAGAAGUUUGGAGGUUUGGGGACAUGCGCCGCGCUGGUGUCACGGAGUAAAACCCGAACAUGUACACGACCGAGCGCAGGCGAAUGAGCCUGCACGACAUGCGGAGGAAGGAUCCGGUGCGCGUGUCCGCAGGAAGUUUCUGGCAGGACUCUCUGGCCAUAGACCUGAGCGCAAACGGCUCGGGCAAACAGGUCGUCUCUCCCCGCAGCCGCACCAGAGCCCUGUGCGUGGCGUACGUCGUGAACGUGGACGCGUCGGUGCCGCAGACCGAGGAGAACUUGUCACUGAAGAGCCUGAAGGAAGCCUGCGGGGACGCGCACGCCGCCUUCACGACCAUUUCGUUCGAGAGCAUUUCACUGGGCAGCACAGACAUUCUGGAUAGCUUCUACAACGCAGACGUAGCGGUGGUGGAGAUGAGCGACACGUUCUGCCAGCCGUCUCUCUUCUAUCACCUGGCAGUGAGAGAAAGUUUCACUAUGACCAAUAACAUCAUCCUCUACUGCUACAAGCAGGACGGUGACUUACAGGCCGUCAAGGAGCAGUGUGGGAGUUACACGUUCAUCCCGUACAUAGUGUCGCCUCAGGGUAAGGUUUUCGCCUGCGAUGCCACAAUAAUGACCGGCAUCCAGGAGCUGAUGCAGCCCGGUUUCCCCCUGGAGCCCCUGCUCACGCCGCUGGUGGAGAGGCUGGUGAAUCUGCUCAACAGCGUGCACAUCCAGUCCAGCGAGUACUCCAGGGAGUCCAUCCGGCACGAGAUCCGCGCGGCACGCGAGCGCUACAGCGGCAAAGCCCUGAGUGAGGAGCUGAACCACAUCCAGAAGCGUCUGGACAGCGUGGAGCUGCUCACGCCCGACAUAGUGAUGAACCUGCUGCUGUGCUACAGGGACAUUCAGGACUAUGAGGCCAUAAUCAAACUGGUGGCGACUCUAAACAAUCUUCCCACGUGUCUGGUGGCCCGACAUCAGAAUAUCCAGUUUCAUUACAUUUUUGCUCUGAGCAGGAGGAAUCACCCUGGAGAUCGGGCUAAAGCUUUGGAGGCAAUACUGCCCAUUGUGGAGUCGAAGGACGCGGUGGCAUCAGAUGUCUACUGCCUGUGUGGACGGAUCUACAAAGACAUGUUCAUGAGCUCCGGGUUCACGGAUCAGCACAGCAGAGAUCAGGCCUGCUAUUGGUAUAAAAAGGCUUUUGCUACAGAGCCAACCCUGCACUCGGGCAUCAACUCUGUGGUUCUCCAAAUGGCAGCUGGUCAUGAAUUUAAUACAUCUAUGGAGCUGCGUAAAAUAGGUGUAACCAUAAGCAGCUUGCUCGGUAGGAAGGGCAGCUUGGAGAAGAUGAAGGACUACUGGGACGUCGGCUUCUACCUCGGAGCCAACAUUUUGGCUAAUGAGCACAAGAAGGUGAUCGAUGCCUCUGAGAAGCUCUACAGGCUCAAAGCUCCUGUCUGGUUUGUGGCGUCUAUAAUGGAGACCUACGUCAUGUACCGCCAGUUUGUCAAACUGCCCGACGUGGAAGCUUCUAAACAGGAAUUGAUGAACUUCUGGAUGGAGCUGUUCCUGCAGACCUGUAAACCCACCGACUCCACAGAUGGCUGCCCUGUGCUGAUUCUGGAGCCCAGUAAAGUCCUACAACCAGCUAUUGUGUGUGUGAGCGAGGAGGAUGAGACUCGGACUGUGCAGUUAAAGCACAUCAUGCCCUUAAAGAAAGGUUUGCACCAGUGGACUUUCCCAGCCUCUGCAAUUCGGGGAGUGAGUGUGUCAAAGAUCGAUGAGCGGAGCUCCUUCCUCUACGUCCACUACAACUCAGACGACUUCCAGCUCUGCUUCCCCUCCGAGCUUCACUGUAAAGGUUUCUGUGAGCUGGUGAACUCUCUGCUGCAGCAGGCCGAGGACCCAGCUCAGGACCUGGACCAUCUAACGGAGGAAAUUCCAGAGUACAUCUACGAGACCAACGAGAACGGAGACAAGGUGGUUCUGGGUAAAGGGACGUACGGCGUGGUGUACGCCGGCAGGGACCUGAGCAACCAAGUGCGCAUCGCCAUCAAAGAGAUCCCCGAGAAGGACAGCACGUACUCCCAGCCGCUGCACGAGGAGAUCGCGCUGCACAAACGGCUGAAACACAGGAAUAUUGUCCAGUAUCUGGGCUCUGUCAGUCAGGAUGGUUUCAUCAAGAUCUUCAUGGAGGAAGUACCAGGAGGAAGCUUGUCAUCGCUGCUGCGUUCCAAAUGGGGACCUCUCAAAGACAACGAGGCCACCAUCAUCUUCUACACCAAGCAGAUCCUGGAGGGACUCAAAUACCUUCACGACAACCAGAUAGUCCACAGGGACAUAAAGGGGGACAACGUCUUGAUCAACACAUACAGUGGCGUAUUGAAGAUCUCUGACUUUGGAACCUCCAAACGGUUAGCGGGGAUCAACCCCUGCACCGAGACCUUCACUGGAACUUUGCAGUACAUGGCCCCAGAGAUUAUCGACCAGGGGCCACGGGGUUAUGGGAAGCCGGCCGAUAUCUGGUCCCUGGGGUGCACUAUCAUAGAAAUGGCAACUGGCAAGCCGCCAUUCCAUGAGCUGGGAAGUCCUCAGGCAGCCAUGUUCAAGGUGGGCAUGUUUAAGAUCCAUCCCACGGUUCCAGAGUGCAUGUCGGGCCAGGCUAAGGGCUUCAUCAUGAACUGCUUUGUGCCGAACCCAGACAACAGAGCCACCGCUGCAGAGCUGCUGAUGGACGCCUUCCUCAGGUCGUCCCCCAAGAAGAAACCCAAGACGCCGCAGGAAGCAGAAGCUAAAGACUCCCUUUCUCUUGCCGACUAUCAGCGCAGCCUCUCGGUGCCCAUCUCCAUCCGAGUGGAGGACACGGAUUCAUACUCCGCCUCCGUCGACCUGUCCAGCUCGUUGGACCUCAGGCGGCCCCAGUCCACCCUCAAAGCAAACCAAAUGUCAGGGAGCCCGACCAGCACCAGCACCAGCAGCUUCCUGCCGAUCCCAGAGGAUCCUUCAACAGAUAUGAGCAGCCCGGCCCAAACCAUGGAGAGCAGUGGCCUGUUCAUGCUGAGGAAGGACAGUGAGCGGAGAGCGACUCUGCACCGAAUUCUCACCGACUACAUCAGCCACGUUGUCGCUCAUAUACAAGAAUCUCUACCUCAGGCCGAUGAAGGACCAGCGAUCGCUGCCGACCACAUCAGCAAGCUCGUCGUCUGCCUGCGAGACAACAUCAGGUCCCCGGACAGGAAGCAGCUGACCUCUGGUCUGCUGGAGCUCGCCGCCGCGGUGCCUCUGAACAGCCUGCAGGCGGUGCUGUUCAGCUUUCAGGAUGCAGUGAAGAAGGUGCUGAAGCAACAGCAAGUCAAACCUCACUGGAUGUUUGCGCUGGACAAUCUGCUGAGACAUGCGGUGCAGGAGGCCAUAACCGUUCUCCUGCCAGAGCUAAAACUCCAGCUGCAGUCCUCGUUUGAGAUUGAGGACGGGACUCUCGAGGAGCAGCCUGCUGACCUGAACACCCCUGUAGUGGUCGUGCCCGACCAGAUGAGGGCGCCAGCAAGCAAUUAUCACCUACCGCCCAUAAGCGAGCUGAAGCCCACUGGGCCCGACCUUCCUAUGGAUGUCAUCCUCAGCACCAACAAUACCCUCAACGAGGAAGUGCGCAACCUGCGGCAAGAGACUCGACGACUGCUGAGUCAGCUGAGCGACAAAGAAAGAGAGCUCCAAGAGCUACUAAGGAUCUCUCUCCAGAGGAAACAGGAGCAGAUAGAUGCACUGAGAAGCGCUGUAGUCAUUAAAGAUGCUUCACAGAGCAGCUCUGACCCAGAGGUGAGGGCUUUGGUCCACUGGCUCCAGUCUGUCCCUGUUGAUCAAAGCACCAUUCAUAAGCUGCUCUCUCAUGAGUUCACCUUGGACUGUCUCCUCUACAUGGCCUCCAGGGACGACCUGAUUUACUGUGGAAUAAGAGGCGGCAUGCUGUGUCGCAUUUGGGCGGCGAUCGCGGCUCACAGAAAGCGCCAGCCGAGCUCGCACAACGGGGACAGUGAGGACACGCUGCUGUAGUAGCUGCUGACGCUGUACAGCAAAGGACAGGUUUAUGGACAGGCUGGUCCUGUGCCAUGUAGAUGGAGGCAGCGAUGAACCUAACUGACAUUUCAGGCAAAAGAUGUAGCUCAGAAUAGUUUUUAUAACAUUGUUGAACUAUGAAUGUACAUUUUUUAGUUACUAAGUAUUACAUAUAAAGUAGAAUUGAAACAUCUUCAAUGAAACGUUGCCAGCAUUUCUCAUUUUCAUUAUCUUUGGUUGUAGAGUAUGUCCACAAAUUGAUGAUGAUGAUGGUGAAAUGAUAGAAAAUGUAGACCUAAGUUAUUAUGUGUUUACUGUCUUUAAAAAUCUCCAUUCUGGGUGAAAGCGACAGUAGGUGUGUAACAAGACUAUCAAAUAUCUUAGAAAUGAAGUCAUGAAGCAGGCGAACAGUCUUUGAAUUCCCCGUUUCCUCAUCUGGUGUCACGGUGUUGACGUCUCCCUGAGAACAGCAGCUGUGUGUGUGUGUGUGUGUGUGUGUGUGUGUGUGUGUGUCUCUGUGUCUGUGUGUGUGUGUGUGUGUGUGUGUCUGUGUGUCUGUGUCUGUGUGUGUCUGUGUGUGAGAGAGAGAUACUCAGUCCUUCCUGAGUGAUAGACACGGCAUGCGGGGAAUGUUACAUCUGAUCAAUGACUCUGUCUGUCUGGUCCUCACCUCUUCACUGCACUUAGCUGCUAAAAUGUAGUCUUCAGAAAUUGUGUUUGUGUAAUAUCAUAGAUGUAAACUCAAUAUGAAAGACAUGCAAAGCCAAGGUUGGAAUCAGGUUGAGGAGGAAGAACCACCCCAAGCACAGUGUUGAGCUGACUGUUAUUAGUGUCUCAGAUGAGAGGAUGUUAUUAUUUUAAACACAUCAUUUCAUUCACUGUUUAGAUAUUAGUUGACUAGUGUUGUAGCGCAUCAUAUUCCUUUCACAGUGUCCUGCAGUCCUACUGUAAGUUAAUAUAGUCCCCUUCCUUCUUGUGGUUAUAGAUUUAUGGCAUCUUUUAUUAAUUUGAAUAAAAAAACUGUCAUACUGA
Molecule: messenger RNA, 5163 nt
Organism: Betta splendens (Siamese fighting fish)
Lineage: Eukaryota; Metazoa; Chordata; Actinopteri; Anabantiformes; Osphronemidae
Product: mitogen-activated protein kinase kinase kinase 5
Exons: 28
Coding region: 154-4128 (1324 amino acids)
Biological process (GO): protein phosphorylation; cellular response to stress; MAPK cascade
Molecular function (GO): MAP kinase kinase kinase activity; ATP binding
Source: RefSeq, a predicted model, not a curated record